AUACUAACAUAUAUAUUUCUUACUUUUAAUUUUAUUGGUAAAUUUUCUAUCAUUUUACAUAAAUCUAGCUUCAUGUUAAAGAUUAUAUUGCAUUUUAUGUUAAACAUUAUUGCAUCGUUACAAAUUUUCUUGCAGAUCGCAUCAGAUCUCAUAUUUGUACCUGGAAAAUCACAAACUAUAAAAGAUCGAUGUAAAUAUAAGUCUAUAUAUAGAUGUAGAUGUAGAUCCAAGCCCUUUUAAUUAAUUAAUUAAUUAACCAAUGGUUAAACAAAUUCUAAUUCUUGCUUAAAAAAGUUUCUCCAAGCUAAGCUAAGUACCUUCAUGAAGAGGUUGGUACUGUAACCUAUUUUAGAAACUCAACCCUAGUUAAUUAAAAGAUUCCUCUUAAAUUACUACAUUUUAUUAACAACAUAGUAAGUAAUCAUAUUGUAAUUUGGUUCCUCUAACCUAAAAAAAGAAUAAUAGUGUUAAAUCUCAUAGGACCAAAUUAAGUUUUCCUUGAGUAAUUAUAUUAGACAAUAGAAAGUGUACAAUUAUCUUGUUUAUAGUACUAGUUAUCCUCAUCUCAUGUUUGGUUUAAGGGUGUGUUCGGUACAAAAGAAAAUAUUAACUUUUUUAUAAUGUUCAAUUGUGAAAGUUGUUUGAAAAUAUUUUCUCUCGAAAAAAAUGAAUAAAAAUAAGUUUCAGUACUAAUGUCAUAUAUAUUGAUUGUGUCUUCACUAUCCUCUAAUGCAUCUCGUCUUCGCUCUCACCACGGCGCCGCCCAUAAUCUUCAUUUCUAGCGUACCGGAGGUAAUUGAACGCUAUAAGAGACAUACUAAAGAUAAAGUUCAACCUGAUGUAAAUCAAUCUGUGGAUAUUCAGAAUAAUAAGCAAGAGACAGCAAGUUUGAUGAAGAAGAUAGAGCUACUUGAAUCAUCUAAAAGGAAACUCUUGGGAGAAGGUUUAGGAUCAUGCAGCCUUGAAGAAGUACAACAAAUAGAGAAGCAAUUGGAGCAGAGUGUCACUACUAUCAGGGCUCGAAAGAUGCAAGUCUUUAGGGAACAAAUGGAAAGAUUGAAAGAAAGGGAGAGAGCCCUUACAGCUGAAAAUAUGAUGCUGAGGGAACUAAAGUUUGGAGGGGAUGAAGAGAGAGGAAAAUCAAGUGGAGAGAAAGAAAGAGAAGUAGUAAUUUGUAUAGAAGGUGGUAGCGAUAAAUCAGAUGUGGAGACUGAAUUGUUUAUCGGACAACCUCAUCAUCAUGACUCCAGAAUAAGGCGUCCUGAGUGGUCUUGAGUGGUCCGACAAAGGACCACUCAAGACCGCAGAAUUGCUCUCAUGUGUCCUUAUUUUGUACGUCAAUUUAAAAUGUAUAAAUUUUGACUAAUUAUCAAGUAUAAACUAACUAGUAUUCUCAUCUGCUUAAUUAUUUUGGAGAUGUAUGAGUGGGUUUAAUCUCUCUCUUAAUUAAGAUGGAGUUUAACUUUAAUCCCCUCUUCUGAGAUGCAAUUUGUACUUAUUGGGAUGAUGUAGUAUUAUUACAUUUACUUUCACUUUAAUAAAGCUCCUUUCUUUUAUGAUGUUCA
Messenger RNA from Solanum tuberosum (potato), 1565 nucleotides. RefSeq names its product MADS-box protein SOC1-like. Gene Ontology annotation, molecular function: RNA polymerase II transcription regulatory region sequence-specific DNA binding; protein dimerization activity; DNA-binding transcription factor activity. Lineage: Eukaryota; Viridiplantae; Streptophyta; Magnoliopsida; Solanales; Solanaceae. Bases 730 to 1275 code for a protein of 181 amino acids. The record is from RefSeq and is a predicted model, not a curated record. The transcript is spliced from 7 exons. Gene Ontology annotation, biological process: positive regulation of transcription by RNA polymerase II. Gene Ontology annotation, cellular component: nucleus.